CACAUGGAUUACUACAAUGAUGGUUGUAGCAACAGAUUAUGUACAUACAUAUGUAUUUCUUCAUUCACUAUGUGAAAUGACGAAGUUUAAUGUAAAAUACUGGACAGUAUAGUAGUAAAAACCUUUUUCCUUUAAUUAUUAUUUAAAUGUGAGUAACUUGACUCUCUGUGACACGCGUUACAAUAAAUCUUUUUAACGCAAUAAUGGAGGAAGAUGGAAGUAAAAGAAUGAGAGGUAGGACUCGUGGUAGAGCACGCGGUCGAGCACGAGGUCGUGCCAGAGGUAGAUCUAAAAAGCAAGUAAAGGUUAUUGAAAGUGAUGAAGAAGAUACCACACAACAAGUUGAAGAGACACCAACAGAAACACCUGGAACAGAAUUGGAAGAGCAUGAAGCCCCACCAGCACAACAACCUCCCUUGGAACAACAAUUUGAUUUGGAGGCUGAUAUAUCACAACUGGAGGCUCCAACUUUCACAACUAUUAACAGGGGACCCCCUGAGCCAAUGCUCCGUUUAAGAUGGGACCAUAGAGUGAAUCUUAUUGGAGAGAAAGUUUUAAAUCCUAUGAUACACUGUUGUGACAAGUGUCUGAAACCAAUUCUCAUCUAUGGACGUAUGAUACCUUGUAAACAUGUGUUUUGCUUGUCUUGUGCUAAAAGGGAAGACAAAGUUUGUCCACGUUGUAUGGAAAAGGUUUCUAGAGUCGAACAAACUGGUUUGGGUACUGUGUUCAUGUGCACGCAUGGAGGAACUAGAUAUGGAAAUGCAGGUUGCAGAAGAACAUAUCUUAGUCAAAGAGAUUUGCAGGCACAUAUAAAUCAUCGUCAUAUCUCAGCCCCACCACAACAAGUUCAAGGAAUGCAAGUUGAUCCUCCUCAAUAUGUCCAUACUAAGUCAGAAAUAGAGUCUCAAUUAACAAAAGUUCCAUCAGUUGCGAUGCAGAAUACUCGUAUAAAGUCGGUGCAAUCGCAUAUGGUUCAGCCAAUAAUGGGAAACGAUCCUAGAGUGAAUUCUAUGGUCAGUCAGAUACCAGUGGAACAUAGGCAACAGCAUAGGCCACAGUCACUAAUAUCGAUGCAAAAUUAUUCUCAAAGUUCUCAGCCACCACCACCAAGUAAUGCUCCAUUAAGAACAAAUCUGAUAACUGUACCCAUUCAAGAUACGUCUAUAUCAACACAUGAAAUACAUUCACAACAAAGUCAUCAUUAUUAUCCUCCUCCUCCACCUCAAGUUAAUUAUGGAGGUUACAAUGUGCCACCUCCAGUUUCACAAACACAACAGUACUAUCCACAGCCACAACAUCCUGCUCAAGUAUCUUAUGUUCCACCACCUCCACCACAGCAGCAACAAUAUGUAUCGUCUACGCCAACCUCAAUAAGGCCAUCUCCAACAGGGUACAUACAAGAUCCGUCGUAUGGCCCACCACCACCUCAGCAGCAAGCUCCACCACCUCAAAGCCAAUGGUCACAACAUCAACAACAGUUUUAUAGGUAAACGAAACAACCUUUACAGGGGACAGACUUUUGUAUAUACUAUUAUAUACGUUGUGAUAAAACUGUUGUGGUUAAUAUGCAGCAAUUACAAAAUGGUUACAAGUACCAAUUUUGUACAGAUGCUGCUUACUGUUAGGAAAAAUUGACUUAAAAAUAUUUUAUACUUUUUAAGAAUUAUAUACACAGCAUUAAGUGGCUAAACUUAUAUAUAAUAUAUAAUAUAGCAAUAAAAUUGUUUUCAUGCUAUAAAUAAAUUUAUUUACUUCCCGUU
Megalopta genalis is the source of this 1763-nucleotide messenger RNA. RefSeq names its product E3 ubiquitin-protein ligase Hakai (gene Hakai). The record is from RefSeq and is a predicted model, not a curated record. Gene Ontology annotation, biological process: regulation of cell adhesion; protein ubiquitination. Gene Ontology annotation, molecular function: ubiquitin protein ligase activity. Lineage: Eukaryota; Metazoa; Arthropoda; Insecta; Hymenoptera; Halictidae.